AUGCUGCAUAGGUCUGAUUUGGUGAUGGUGAGGCUGAGAAUUCGGUUUGAUUGUUGUUUUGUUGCGGAGUGUGUUGGCUGGCGUGGUUGUCUGGUGGUGUUUUGGAUGUUUAUGGUUAACAAGGCGGCUUCAUUUCUCCAUGCUAUCGAUUGGAAGUUCGCUACCGAGCAGUUUGUUUUAAAGCUCCCUGAUAAAGUUUUCGUUCACUGCAGUGAACGGAAUAUGGCUAAGCUGACAUUGGAUGGUGUGGAUGUAAUGGGCGAGAGGUUGGCUGAGGAGGUACUUGAUGUGAUAAAACGGAAGCCAGAUUUAAGGAAAAUGUAG
Messenger RNA from Fraxinus pennsylvanica, 324 nucleotides. Lineage: Eukaryota; Viridiplantae; Streptophyta; Magnoliopsida; Lamiales; Oleaceae. The record is from the annotation of a GenBank genome assembly.